AUGAUGAAACCCACGGCGCCGCGCCACAUGGCCCAGGGUAUCUGGGCAGGGUUCCGUUAUUAUUUGGGUCACUUCUUUUAUCCAAACAUGUACCGGGAGUUCCUUUCGGUGCAGAAUGCACACAAGGUUGAGCGUGCUUUGCGCAUUCAGAGCGCCAUUAAAGCUAACAAGAUUGAUUACCGAGCUUUACUGGCGUUACCUGUUACUGACCAUGCCCACCCUUAUAAGAUGGAGUACCCAUGGGAGAAGGUGAUCCAUACAGAUCCCCGAGACCUUAGCGGAUACGGGAAGUGGUACGCCAGCAAAAUCAUGUGCUUUUAUGAAGGUCUACAGUACCACAAGUACGGUUGCCUCCAGGAUGAUCUCAUCAACGCCCAUGGUUGGUGGAACCGUGCCGCUCGUACCCGUGCGCCUCAGGAUAAGAUUGUGCACGGCGAUCGUCGUGUUAUGCGUGCUCGUGUGCUCCGUGACAAGUACAUUUAUGAGCCAAAGAGUCGAUGGGUUCACCCCAUUGACAACGUUGCUUACUUUGGGCCGUACGUUAUGAUGGUGUGCGAUGAAUGGGAGGAGAAAUGGGGAUUUUUCGCUGGUCAGGAAGUUGAGUAUUAG
Messenger RNA from Trypanosoma theileri, 609 nucleotides. Its product is annotated as ubiquinol-cytochrome c reductase subunit 7. Gene Ontology annotation, biological process: mitochondrial electron transport, ubiquinol to cytochrome c. The record is from RefSeq and is a predicted model, not a curated record. Bases 1 to 609 code for a protein of 202 amino acids. NCBI's taxonomy places the organism in Eukaryota, Euglenozoa, Kinetoplastea, Trypanosomatida, Trypanosomatidae. The transcript has a single exon.